Messenger RNA from Oryza sativa Japonica Group (Japanese rice), 1578 nucleotides. Its product is annotated as putative indole-3-acetic acid-amido synthetase GH3.10. The record is from RefSeq and is a predicted model, not a curated record. Gene Ontology annotation, molecular function: acid-amino acid ligase activity. Lineage: Eukaryota; Viridiplantae; Streptophyta; Magnoliopsida; Poales; Poaceae. Gene Ontology annotation, cellular component: cytoplasm.
ACCACUCCCUCGUAGUAAUUGUUUCGGUGGAGCCAGUCUGCCAAUGGCAGCGAAAGGCAUCUCGACCAUCGGCGCGGCCUCGCGGAGCCUGUCGUCGUCGCUCAUGGCGGCGGCGAAGGAGCCCGACGUCGAGAAUCUCCGGCUCAUCGAGGAGCUGACCUCCAACGUGGACGCCGUGCAGGAGCGUGUCCUGGCGGAGAUCCUCGGCCGCAACGCCGAUGCGGAGUACCUCGACAAGUGCGGCCUCGACGCCAGCGACACCGACCGCGCCACCUUCCGGGCCAAGGUGCCGGUGGCGUCGUACGACGACCUGAAGCCGUACGUCAAGCGCAUUGCCAACGGGGACCGUUCGCCCAUCUUGUCAACGCACCCCAUCAUCGAGUUCUUCACAAGCUCCGGCACUUCGGCCGGCGAGCGCAAGCUGAUGCCCAUCGUCACGGAUGAGAUGGCCCGCCGCGAGGUGCUGAGCAGUCUCGCUACAUCUGUCUUGAACGUGUACGUGCCUGGGCUUCACACGGGGAAGGGGCUCUACUUUCUGUUCGCCAGAUCGGAGACGAAAACACCAGGCGGCCUCACGGCGCAGCCCGCCUUGACGAGCGUAUACAAAAGCGAACACUUCAAGAGGGCCUACGCCUACACGAGCCCAAUGGCGGCCAUCCUCUGCGAGGACGCGUCACAGAGCAUGUACGCGCAGAUGUUGUGCGGCCUGUGCCAGCGCCACGACGUGCUGCGCGUAGGCGCCGUGUUCGCCGCUGCGCUCGUCCGGGCUAUCCGCUUCCUCCAGCUCAACUGGGCUCAGCUCGCGGCGGACAUCGAGACCGGAGAGCUCAACCCCCGCGUCACCGACCCGUCUGUGCGCGAGGCUGUCGCCGUUAUCCUCCGGCCGGACGCUGAGCUUGCCGAGUUCAUCAGGACCGAGUGCUCCAGGGGCGACUGGACCGGCAUUGUCACGCGCCUUUGGCCAAAAACCAAGUGUCUGAAUGUCGUCGUCACCGGCGUGAUGGCACAGUACAUCCCGACCCUGCAGUAUUACAGCGGCGGCCUGCCGAUUGUGAGCGGCAUGUAUGCUUCCUCCGAGUGCUUCUUCGGCCUCAACCUCCGUCCCUUGUGCGGCCCGUCCGAGGUGUCCUACACCAUCAUGCCCAACACGGCCUACUUCGAGUUCCUCCCCGUCGGCGAGGCCGUCGACGCGAGCAACCUCGUGGAACUCGCCCGCGUGGAGGACGGGAGGGAGUACGAGGUGGUGGUCACCACCUACGCUGGGCUGAACCGAUACCGCGUCGGUGACGUCCUCUGCGUGACGGGGUUCCACAACGCGGCGCCGCAGUUCCGGUUCGUGCGCCGCCAAAGCGUGCUGCUAUCCAUCGAGGCAGACAAGACCGACGAGGCCGAGCUGCAGCGCGCGGUGGAGCGCGCCUCCUCGGCGCUCCUCCGCCCGCGCGGCGCGUCCAUCGUGGAGUACACCAGCCGCGCGUGCACCGAACGCGUCCCGGGACACUUCAGCCCCGCCCUGCCACACUGGACCCUGGCUCCAUGACCCGAAGAUGUCCUCGAUCCGACUAGCAAUGCAUCCUGUUU